Molecule: messenger RNA, 726 nt
Organism: Pseudogymnoascus verrucosus
Lineage: Eukaryota; Fungi; Ascomycota; Leotiomycetes; Thelebolales; Thelebolaceae
Exons: 2
Coding region: 1-726 (241 amino acids)
Source: RefSeq, a predicted model, not a curated record
AUGGGGAAUCAGACCCUCAAUAAGGCGGUAAUAGAUGAGACUCUAGUCGCCUCUAUCUCUCAUAUUCUACUCAGAUGCAACAUUCCUUGUGUCUUGUGGGGAAACUAUCUUCUUACGAUAUAUGGAGUCCCAAGCAUUGUUGACUCGAUCGAUUUUGUUGUUCCAGAUGAUCUUGUUGUAGCGGCAGACUCUGCACUUCAAAACAAAGGCCUAGCUGACUGCAGUGAAGCAGAAUCGUGCACCGCGGUGGUGGAGACACGAACGUCUCCACCCCCUGCAGCCCAUUUCCAUAUUGAUGCCGAGAUGACGGUCUCGAUCUAUACGCAAUCUUCAACGCUAUGGUUCCUCCCCGGUUUAGCUCUCAACCAAAUUUUCUGUUCGCCUGACUUCAUUCUUGCGUCUGACUCCCGUCUCCCACCUCCAAGACCAGGUCGAGGACACGGUGCCUUCCAAAACAGCCCUCUUCCAGUAUAUAUUCCUAUCGCCCAUCGCCUUUUAGAAGCUUUUGUACGUCUCGUCACAAAGUCGCCAAACCGCAAGUACAAAUGCUUCGCGAUUGCUAUGGUGACCUACAUUGGUGAAUAUGUGGACGGGGACGGGCUAUUAGACGAGGCAAAUGUAAAGAGAUGGUGUAGGGAGUUUUACUCUGGGCUCAAGAAUGGCCGCAGACCUAUGAGAUCUCUUGUUAAAGACCUCGAAGCUAGUUUUGCUAAUCCAACUAACUGA